Messenger RNA from Plasmodium yoelii, 369 nucleotides. Its product is annotated as conserved Plasmodium protein, unknown function. The transcript is spliced from 3 exons. The record is from RefSeq and is a predicted model, not a curated record. The coding region runs from base 1 to 369 and encodes 122 amino acids. Lineage: Eukaryota; Apicomplexa; Aconoidasida; Haemosporida; Plasmodiidae.
AUGAAUAAAGCAACAAAAAAAACAAAAAACCAAAAUAAUGUUACCACCCAAAAAAAGAAAUUAUUAGACACAAAUAUUCAAAAUGAUGAAAACGAUUUAAAUUAUAAUCCCUUUACAACAAAGGAAACGAUAAAGCCAUUUGAUUUAGAUAUAGAAGAUGACAAAAUUGAAAAGACGGAGCAUAGAAAAGACCCAUUUAAGGAGUUGCUUAAGAAAAGGAUACAAGAAAUGAAUGCCAAAGUUGAGCAAACCAAAGAAAACCGAGAUGAUGAAACGGAAACAUUCGAAAAUGAAAUAGAAAAAUUUGGUAAGGAAUGGUAUGAAAAAAAUUUAGUGAAUGAUGUUCCAAGAAAAUUAACAAUUAUGUAA